CCAAAUAAUCAGGAUAGGUAGCCGAUGGCAGUUGUAGAUCUGAAAAGUGAACCUCUUCUUUAUAAUAAGCUCAAAAACAAACUACGCAAGAAACAUAAAGGCCCAAAAAGCAGAGAGCCUUAUUAGACAGACAGAGUGUUCCAGAGCAACCGCUAGACUCUGCGAGAAAGAGAGCAAUGGAGGGACUGAGAAGAGGGGUUGGGUCUGGCUCAGCUAUGGUGCUUGUGGUGCUCUUGUGCUUUGUGCUGGUGAUGGUUCCGGAAGUAUCAGCUACUCGAUUUAUAGUGGGAGGAGGGAGCAAGGGGUGGACCAGCAAUGUAAACUAUACUAUCUGGGCUCAAGGCCAACACUUCUACAAUGGAGAUUGGCUCUUUUUUGUUUAUGAUAGGAACCAAAUGAAUGUUCUAGAGGUGAACCAGACAGACUAUGUGUCAUGCAAUGCUGAUCAUCCCCUUCACAACUGGACUACUGGAGCUGGAAGAGAUGUGGUUCCACUGAAUGUGACCAGGCACUACUAUUUCAUAAGUGGCAACGGGUUCUGCUAUGGUGGCAUGAAGCUUGCGGUUAAAGUCGAAAACCCGCCUCCACCUCCCUCAGCUGCCCCAUUGAAGAGCAAGAGCAGUGCUCUAACACCUGCUUACAGAUCCCAAUUUGUUUUACCUGCCGUUUUUGCCAUUGGUGCAAUGUGGGAUGCAUUGGUUCGGUUCUGUUAAGUGCUGAGAGUGCUGAUAACUUGAGCUAGCAUUGAUGGAGAUGUCACAAUCACAAAACAGUGAGGAUAUCCAAAUCAAAACUAGACAUUUCUUCUAGCUAUAAGCUAAGCAAUUAAUUUGUGAGGGAAAUUGAGCUGCCUUCUAGUUUACAUUCGAUUUAAUUUCUUUUGGUUUUUGGGGUUUGUGAUUUAUUGGUGUUGUUUUUAAUUUCACCUUGGUGUAGUUGAUCAGAAAUUGGAGAAAAAGUUUUUUGAUUGAGUUAGUUGAUGACUUUGAAUACUUUUAUUUAUUGGAGUA
Messenger RNA from Prunus avium (sweet cherry), 1010 nucleotides. RefSeq names its product early nodulin-like protein 17. Gene Ontology annotation, molecular function: electron transfer activity. NCBI's taxonomy places the organism in Eukaryota, Viridiplantae, Streptophyta, Magnoliopsida, Rosales, Rosaceae. Gene Ontology annotation, cellular component: plasma membrane. The record is from RefSeq and is a predicted model, not a curated record.